This is a messenger RNA of Pieris brassicae (large cabbage white), 895 nucleotides long. RefSeq names its product venom allergen 5-like. The record is from RefSeq and is a predicted model, not a curated record. NCBI's taxonomy places the organism in Eukaryota, Metazoa, Arthropoda, Insecta, Lepidoptera, Pieridae. The coding region runs from base 59 to 709 and encodes 216 amino acids. The transcript has 6 exons. Gene Ontology annotation, cellular component: extracellular region.
GCCGCAGUCAACAAACCUCAGUCUUGUUGCAUUAGCGGCAGUACAUUUGUUGUUAAAAAUGUAUCGGUUUGUGCUUUUCCUAACUUUAUUUUCCUACGCAGCGUCAAAGUCUGAGCUGUCAUGUAGGCAUAUUCGCGAAUUCGUAGAUAGACAUAAUUAUUGGAGGUUGAAAUUGGCGAAGGGAGAAAUACCUAAUCAACCGGCGGCAUCGGAGAUGAAGUAUAUUAUUUGGGACGAAGAGUUGGCAGCUAAAGCAGCUCAAUGGGCCUCCAAUAAUGAAUAUAAGCACAACCCGGAUAAAUCUGUCGGAUCAAAUCGCUUUUUUACCGGUGAAAAUAUAUUCUCGACAGCUUCCACUGAUCUGUCAUACAAGUUUGAACCAAGAAGUGUAGUGGAUUCCUGGUUCAGUGAACACAAAGACUUCAACUAUGGACCUGUGGAAGCUUGGCAAUUUGAGUAUUCUGCUAAAGAGACUGGUCAUUACACACAGGUGGCAUGGUCCGACUCUAUUUAUUUAGGCUGUGGGGUCUCUAAAGAAUAUAAAAAUGGAUGGCUCAAUUACUACGUUGUAUGCAACUAUGGACCGACUGGAAACUUGGGCAGGGCUCCCUAUCCCGCCGGACAGCCGAGUGGCCAGCUCGUAUGUGCCAACGACUGCAGUAGAUUCUACGGGGACAAGUGUUCCGUAUUCAAUGUAUUUUUGCGAUAAGAUUUUUUAGAAUAUAAUUAAGAGUAUUUAAGAUGACAAAUGAAACGUAUUUAGUAUUAUUCAACUUUGUAUCUUUCCUGAAUAUUUGUAUGAUUUUUUAAAAGAAAACUACGUUGUCAAACUCAUGGUAGAAAUACUAAAAACAAGGCUUCAUUACUUUCUAAGCUGUAUGCAUAUUUUUAAUCU